This is a messenger RNA of Zeugodacus cucurbitae (melon fly), 2499 nucleotides long. It is a transcript of the gene Cyp313b1, whose product is annotated as probable cytochrome P450 313b1. Gene Ontology annotation, molecular function: monooxygenase activity; oxidoreductase activity, acting on paired donors, with incorporation or reduction of molecular oxygen; iron ion binding. NCBI's taxonomy places the organism in Eukaryota, Metazoa, Arthropoda, Insecta, Diptera, Tephritidae. The record is from RefSeq and is a predicted model, not a curated record. The transcript is spliced from 7 exons. Bases 925 to 2451 code for a protein of 508 amino acids.
UGUUUGUGUCAUGUAUGUGGGAACGGUAGUGCGACCCAUUACUAGAAGUGGACGCACAUACAACAACAUACAGCCCUGAAAGAUAGCGAGUAGAGUAGUACAAUAACAUGCAACUCUGAAAGAUAACGAGUAGAGAAGAGUAGCGAGAACAAGCGGGUAGGAUAAAACGAACGAUCUCACAGUUGGAAUAGACGCGGACGCGAACACACGGCACUGGUAACCUUUUUAACUUGUUAAACAAAUAUUCUUAACUUUUAAAAUAAACGUUGUAAUGAACUAUUUUUAAAAUAAACGUUGUAAUAAACUAUUCUUAACUUUUAAAAGAAAUGUGGUAAUAAACCUUUACGUUUUAAAUAAACAAAUCCACAAACCCACAAAUUGGGGGCUCAUACCGUGGAAAAAUUGUGGAUAAAAUUUUAAUGCGUGUUUUACUUAUCGGUGACUGUACAUGAAGCGGUAAAAGCGUCCGUAAGCGUCGAUAUCCCAACAUUUUUUUUUCCGUUAACUUUCAUUGAAGAAGACUAGCAGAUCACUCAAGCUGCGGGCGAGAGUGAGCUAGUAAGAACAUAUUGGUUGGUGUCAGUGAAUAAGCAGAACGUGCGUUGAAGAAGACUAGCAGAUCACUCAAGCUGCGGGUGAGAGUGAGCUAGUAAGAACAUAUUGGUUGGUGUCAAUGAAUAAGCAGAGCGUGCGUUGAAGAAGGCUAGCAGAUCACUCAAGCUGCGGGUGAGAGUGAGCAAGUAAGAACAUAUUGGUCGGUGUCAGUGAAUAAGCAGAACGUGCGUUGAGGAAGGCCAGCUGGUGAGCGGCGGUGAGUAAGCAGAAAGGCGAAAUCAACUAGAAAGCACAAGCUGAAACAAAAGCGGAGCGAGUGUACAACGUGAAGGCGUUUCGGCGAAAAUACAAGUACAAAGCUUAUGUGUGAUGAAUGAGCAGAACGGCGAUUUAAGGAAAAGCAAAGCUUUCUUACAGUAUAUGGAACACACAUCCAAACGGUAUAUUACACCCUUUAUUUCAUGGAUGGGCACAAGUUGUUUUCUUUACGUUAAUGACCCGGAAACAGUGGAAACGAUUUUCAAUUCACCGCACUGCACGAACAAAGGCGAAUUCUAUCGUUUUCUAGCUGUAGCCAUUGGCGAUGGGCUCUUCACGUCCAGCUCGCCCCGCUGGAAUAAGCAUCGCCGCCUCAUCAAUCCGGCUUUUAGCCGCCAAAUUAUCAACAACUUCCUGCCCAUUUUCAAUGCGGAAGCCGAUGUAUUGCUGGGCAAAUUCGCCGCUUUGACCACGACCGGCACACAGCUAGAAAUAUACGAGAUGUUGAAACGUAACGUUUUGGAGGCAGCCUGUCAGACCACAAUGGGUAAGCGCAUGAAUUUCGAGAACGAAGGCUCGGCGCAUAUCUUCGAAGCGUACAAUGGCAUCACCGAGGUGUGUGUGCGCCGCAUGCUGUCGCCCUGGCUUUAUCCGGAUGUGCUCUAUCGCCACUCUUCGCAGUUCGUGCGCCAACGGCAGGUCGUUCAAGUGCUCUUCAGCUUCAUUGAUAGUCUGCUGCAGCUAAAAAAUAAUAAAUCAGUUGCAAAUGGCAUAGGACAACAACAAGUGCAACAACACGCCACAACGAAUGGAAAGAAAAGUGAAAAUUGCUCUGGAUCUGCCAAGGAGUCUGAGGGUGUUGUAAGUGGGAGAGAGCAUUUAAAUGGAAAAGUGGGUGUGGAUGCAUCAACGGAUGUGAAUGCGGAUGCUUCAGCGGCCAUACGGAAGUCGAAAGCUAUAUUUGUGGAGCAAGUUCGUACGCAUGUGGAGCGAGGUCAACUGUCGUGGGAGGAUGUACGCGCCGAGGCGAAUGUUAUCAUAGCGGCGACCUUCGAGACAACUUCGACAGCUUUGUAUAUCGUCUGUUUGUGUCUCGCCAUGCAUCCCGAAUACCAAGAAAAGCUAUACAACGAACUCAGCACGAUCUUCCCAGAAAAUGAACCACCCAUAGUGGACUAUGAGCACCUGGAGCGUAUGCCUUACACCGAAAUGGUCAUCAACGAAGCGCUGCGGCUCUACUCACCCGUACCGAUGGUGUUACGUAGCGUAGCCGAUGAUUUUCGUCUACGCGACGGCACGCUCAUACCGCGUGGCACACAAAUCGGCAUCGACAUUUACAAUAUGCAACGCGACGAACGCAUUUGGGGAUCAAAUGCCAAGCAAUUCAAACCGGAAGCACACUUCGGACCGAAUACGACGAAGCGACAUGCAUUCGCUUUUAUACCCUUCACCAAAGGUUUACGCAUGUGUAUUGGUUAUCGUUAUGCGCUGAUGCUGAUGAAGGUGUUCGUCGCGAAGAUAUUCCGACAAUAUCGCUUGACGACCAAAGCAUCACUGGAUCAACUGAUCGUUAAGGGUACCAUAUCGCUGAAACUGGCCGAAUAUCCAUUGUGUCAAUUGGAGAAGCGCAAAAGUUGAGGGGUUAGGGUUAUUAUAGAGUGUAAUGUAAAAUAAAAGUUUGGCGAA